Solea senegalensis (Senegalese sole) is the source of this 1895-nucleotide messenger RNA. It is a transcript of the gene chmp6b, whose product is annotated as charged multivesicular body protein 6b. The coding region runs from base 321 to 923 and encodes 200 amino acids. Gene Ontology annotation, cellular component: multivesicular body; ESCRT III complex. Lineage: Eukaryota; Metazoa; Chordata; Actinopteri; Pleuronectiformes; Soleidae. Gene Ontology annotation, biological process: vesicle budding from membrane; late endosome to vacuole transport via multivesicular body sorting pathway. The record is from RefSeq and is a predicted model, not a curated record. The transcript has 8 exons.
GUCCACCUGUGACUCGACAAACUACUGAUUUUGUUUCCCUUUUUCAGACACAUUUUUAUUGACAGUUGACAACAACAAGUGACGUCACUCCAUCGCCUAAAUAUUUGACGUGUUUAUUAAAGUCAAAUCCGGGCGCGUGCUCCUUUUACCGACGUCUGUUUUCAGCGCUUUUGACUGUUGUCGGCUUCCGUCCUCGUUGCCGCGGGUGUGGACAGUCAGUGAAGACAGGAGCGGAGCAGACGCUGCCUCUGAAGUUGGUGAACCCGCAGAAAACGCGUCGUAGUUCCGGUGGUGAAUUGUGGCUGUGAUGCUUUGUCACGAUGGGAAACAUUUUUGGAAAAAAGAAACAAACGCGCGUGACGGAACAGGACAAAGCCAUUUUGCAACUGAAACAACAGAGAGAUAAACUGCGACAAUAUCAGAAGAAGAUCAACAUUCAGCUGAGCAAGGAGAGAGUUUUAGCCAAACAGCUGCUGAAAGAUGGAAAGAAAGAAAAAGCUCUCCUCCUGCUGAAGAAGAAACGUUACCAGGACAAACUCCUGGACAAGACUGAGACCCAGAUUAGUAACCUGGAGCGUCUGGUUCAGGACCUGGAGUUUGCACAGAUUGAAAAGAAAGUUAUCGAUGGUUUGAAGGUUGGAAAUGAAUGUUUGAAGAAGAUGCAUGAGGCGAUGUCCAUUGAAGAAGUCGAGCGUAUCAUGGAUGAAACUCAGGACGCCAUCGAAUAUCAGCGGCAAAUUGACGACAUGCUCGCGGGGUCUCUGUCUCAGGAGGACGAAGACGCUGUCCUGGCCGAGCUGGACGCCAUUACUCAGGGAGACGUGGAUCUUCCUGACGUUCCUGCAGAUGAGCUUCCUGAUGUUCCAGAGCAGAAGCCAGAGAGAGAACGUUCCAGGAAGAAAGCAGAGCUGCUGGCUGUAUGAGAACAUCAGCUCCUCCAUCAGCUCCUCCAUCAGCUCCUCCAUCAGCUGCUCCUCCAUCUGCUCCUCCAUCAGCUGCUCCUCCAUCAGCUGCUCCAUCAGCUGCUCCAUCAGCUGCUCCUCCAUCAGCUCCUCCAUCAGCUCCUCCAUCAGCUCCUCCAUCAGCUCCUCCCCCUCCUCGGCUGCUGCAGACGACUCAUGAAGGACUGAAGUGAACAUGAAUUUUAAUAAAGGCGUAGUUGAGGUUCUGACACACACACACACACACAGUCACACGGUUCUCACACCGUGCUCGACAUCACUGGAAUCAAGGACUUUUCCAGGACCAGUUCCCUUCAAUUCAAGGACCCAAUGUGCUGACACAGCUGAAGAUCGGUCAGAGCUGUGAGCAGCAGGGGGCGCUCACACCACCUGAACUAUCCCUUUAAUGUUCUCUCCAUAUGUUUACCAAGAAAUCAAUGUACACACAUCCACACCACGUCUUUCACACACACACACGCACACACACACACACACAUUCUUUCCUUUUUUUAAAACAUUUGUUUAAAUCUUUAAAUUAAAAAAGUGAGUCGGUGCUGGUUAAAGGCUGCUGUUCACACACUGACCACUGGGUGGCAGCAGGUUCAGACGCUUCAUGGACAUUAACGUUGAUUCUUCUCUUGAUGAAAUGACGUUGAUACGUUUGUGUAAUAAUUGAUCAGUUAUUUUAUGAUCAUUAAACCAUAAAAAUAAAAAAACAUUUAAAAUGACAGUAACAACAAAAUAAAAUGAUGAUGAAUUAUUCACUUCAGUUUUUACUGGUUCUGGUUCUGGUUCCACACGGAACCAGAGCUCCAUCUCCAUCCGUCAGAACCGUGACGCUGUUAUGGCAACUGGGUCUAUUUUAUAUGUGGGCGUGUCCAAAUCCUAUAGGCCUGUGAUAUAAUCUGAGAUUUAAAUCUGGUUUAUGAUUCUGAAUAAAGAACUGAACGUCCA